Messenger RNA from Fulvia fulva, 1620 nucleotides. RefSeq lists its product as uncharacterized. Gene Ontology annotation, molecular function: transmembrane transporter activity. Lineage: Eukaryota; Fungi; Ascomycota; Dothideomycetes; Mycosphaerellales; Mycosphaerellaceae. Gene Ontology annotation, biological process: transmembrane transport. The record is from RefSeq and is a predicted model, not a curated record. The transcript is spliced from 6 exons. The coding region runs from base 1 to 1620 and encodes 539 amino acids.
AUGGCAUCAAAUGAGGUACACUUGGUGCAGAGCCAUGCCAAAGAAGGCGAUGUACCGGGCACAGUUGACUUACGUGGAAAAGAAGGCGAUGACACAGCCUACGGCCAGGCACUCUUUCCUGUGCCAGCUGAAGACCCCAAUGACCCUCUUCAAUGGGAAAAGUGGAAGAAGCUGGCAAUCCUGACAAUCUGCUCGCUCUACUCCUUUCUCUCGAAUACAGCUCUCCUAGGCCCAUCAGUUUACAUCGGUAUUUUUUCUGAGCAAUUCGGCAUCUCAUCUACGAGGGCUUCUGGCUUAAUCUCCUACCCGAACAUCUGCUACGGUGUUGGAACUCUUAUAACAGUACCGAUGUACCUGAAAUUUGGCAGGCGACCCAUCAUGCUUGGAAGCCUGGCUGUAUACUUGAUCGAACUGAUUGGUGCGAGCCAAGCGAAAUCCUAUGAAGCUCUCAUGGCGUGGCGAGUGAUACAUACCCUGUCUAGUGGGGUAUGUGAAGCAUUGCCUGUGCAGCUUGUCAACGAUAUCUUUUUCUUACACGAACGCGGCACGAAACUCGGCAUCUACACCGUCUGUCUCUGCUGGGGCUCUACUGGCCCGUUGUAUGCCGGGUACAUGCUCUCCGGCGGCUACAGCUGGCGCCUCUUCUUCUACGUCGAAAUCGCCUUUGCCGGGUUCCUCCUCGUCCUCGCCUUCCUCUUCGUAGAGGAGACGGCUUACAAGCGCGGCACCACACCGAAUGGACCCUUACCUCCUCCGCCCACUCCCUCUGUCGAGAAACUCGAGCUAGAGAAAAACCACAUCGAAAACAUUGAAACGCAAUCCCAACACCAUUUGCCCGCCCGCCGAACCUUUCUCGCCUCCCUCAAACCCUGGAGCAGCAUUAACCACGACGAAGAGUUCUUCCUCACAGCCGCGAGAUCCUUUACAUACUUUCUUGUCCCAUCUGUCGUCUGGGUUGUUACUACCUAUGGGAUCUACAUUGGUCUGGGAGCUUUGGUCUUCAACUACACUUUCCCCUUGAAGAUCGUCGCGCCACCGUACAACUGGAGCCAAGAGAAUUCUGGCUUGAUAGCGUUGGGAAACAUCAUUGGGUAUGGAUUAGCUGUGCCGUUCACAUUCACGUCUGACUGGCUGGCGGCGAAGUUGACGAGGAGGUAUGGGGGGAUUAGGGAGGCGGAGAUGAGGUUGGGCGUGCUGUUGGUGCCGAUGUUGAUUGCUCCGGCAGGGUUGAUUGUGUAUGGGAUGACGGCGGAAAGGGAUUUGCAUUGGAUUGGGUACUUCGCGGGUGUUGUGAUGGUGGAUUGGGCCAGUUUCGCAUACUUCACCUUCGUCCUCGCUUACUCAAUCGACUCAUAUAAUGCCAACAUGUCCGAGACGUUGAUCGCCAUGUGCGUUGGCAAGCAGCUCAUCAGCUUCGCUUUUGGGAUAUAUCUGCUGGACUGGGUGCAGGAGUCAGGAUACGCCGUAGUGAUUGCUGGUGCCUUCUGUGCCGUGCUCUUGGUCAACAAUCUCUUCGUCCUGGUCUUCAUGGCCUUCGGGAGGAGGAUCCGGGUCUUCUAUGCCAAAUCCUGGUUGGCGAAGAUGCAUCAGAGCACGAUCAAGCAGAUCAUGACACAUUGA